This is a messenger RNA of Emericellopsis atlantica, 2509 nucleotides long. RefSeq lists its product as uncharacterized. The coding region runs from base 492 to 2249 and encodes 585 amino acids. The transcript has a single exon. NCBI's taxonomy places the organism in Eukaryota, Fungi, Ascomycota, Sordariomycetes, Hypocreales, Bionectriaceae. The record is from RefSeq and is a predicted model, not a curated record.
UGAGAUAUGGACCGAUAAGGACUGAGGAUUAGCUCACUUUAGAGCCACGUUCUCUAUCGUCGCAUUUCCUCCAUGUCCCAUAACGUAUCUUAUAAUCCUUGAGAACAAACGAUCUAUUUCUUAGUCACGAUACACCGGGUUGCGUAUGCUAUUUCGGCAGAGAACUACUACGAUAUCCCCCACAGGGUGAGAUAUUGACGAGAUCCGAAAACCCCUCCCCGGGGGCUCCAAUCGCGAAGACUCCGAUAAAGAAACCGAAAUCAGCGAAUACAAGCUCCAAGGACAAUCGAAGAGAGCUUGGCGAAGAAGAGCCUCGCUGGCAGCGAGAGUAUUUCGGGCCGUCAGUCGCCAAGAUCGCGAAUGGGGGCCCCCUUGGACUCGUCAGUCCUCAACACGACCUUCACUCUGAACCAGCAUGUUCACAUAGAGCAACGAAUUCCGACGCUAUAAUCGAGGAAGCCGACUUGCUGGAAUAUAAGCCCGAUGCAAUUAUGACUGGAGAGACACGCGAAUCGGAAGCCGCCGUUGCCCGUAACUCGAGUGCAGCCGCGGAAUCAGUUGAUUCUCCUCAUGGUCAAAAGAUGGACAGAGCCCCGUCCAUGUCUCCACGGGAACGAGACACCUUCUUUGACUACGAAGAAACGUUCAACGGGAUAGUGAAUGACCCGACAUGGCUGUUAGGGAGCAUCUGCGAGGGCGUUGACCAAGCAGAAGAUCAAGAGACAGGGGGUGUGGUUGAUGAUUCACGUCGCCGCCGGUUCGGCAACAUGGAUUACGGGACUCAAAAUACCGCAGGGGUUCCUCAUGAUUCUCCCUUGACACACCAUGCUGAAGAUGUCCAGCACACACAUGGAGAAGGGGUUGAUUGCUGGACGAGCCAGAUCGAGGCGUUAUUAGGCGCCAUAGACGGCCACGCCACAGCUGACGACCAGGAGAAAAUAUUUUCUUCUAUCAGCAAUGGAAUGAUUGCUAUUUGGGAAGAUGAAAGACAUCGGGAACAACUGAUGACUUGGAUCGACAAUAGAGCUUGUGACGGAGCCGAUGGACUCGACAAAGAGUUUCAAGAUCUCCAACGACGGAUUCUAGCAAUGAUCGCGACGAUUGUCGAGCAAUGUUCUAUUCGUAAGUCAGUAGAGACACUUACAUACGGCAGUACUCGUCCGCUUUCUGGCUUGAUAACGGGAUUGGACGACUUCGCGAACAAAGGAGGGAGAAUGUCGGAGACGCAGGCCAUCACGAAAUCUCGGCAAAUGGUCCGCGUUCUUCAUAUAUUGUUCUCGGCAUACAUAAAACGACAAAAGAAAACGCAAGAGCUGGAAGGGAAAGACGAGGGGACGCAGUUUCAUCGUGGCAAUGCUACGUCAAAGGAUCUUGCAGGUCAGAUCGAGCAUCUCCGGGAAGCGCUAGGCGAUAAAGAGUCCCAAAUGAAGCGCAUCCAAGACGAACUAUCCUACUGGAAGAGAAGAUACGAAGAGACAUCGAAAGCGGCACAGUCUGAACUUUGGAGAGCAUUAUUGGUGUUGGUUGAGCAGACAACAGAUAUAGGAUCAUUGAAGCGCAGACUGGUCGACGAUGGAGUUGACCUCGCUACUACGCACCAAGAAGACUCAACCACAAUGCACGGCAGCCUAGACCAUCUUCUCGGGGACCUGUCUGGGCCCGACGUGCCAGUUGCAAGCUUAUCUACCGAGCGACUUCCAAAGCGAGUCAAGACUCUUGACAUCGACUCGGCGAAGCUGUUACGUAAAUAUGUGUUUCCUGGCAGCUCGCAAGAACUCGCAUUUGUCCCAGACGAUGUUCCGCGACAAACGAGUCUCUUACACGCCGUCACCGACGCACGCGAUCUCGAUGGAUUCCCAGAUGUCCAGAUGAUACUUCUUCCCAGUGGCCGGGCCGGAAGUCUCCCUCAGUCACUCGCCAGAAAGCGAUGUACAGUCCUUGACGCAAUCGAUAGCGUGAACUUGGUUGAAACUGAUAUCAAUCGGGCGGAGAAAUACAUCGCCGAUGUGGCAAACCAGGCAACCGCUUGGACCGCCAUCGAUUUCCGAGUGCGUCAGAACAGGUGGAAAAGCUUGUACGCUGCCGUGAGAAAGAGACUCUGCCAGCGCGUGGCAUCAAAUGCAGAGAAACUCGGGUUGAGUUGGAAAUGGACCAAGUCCGAUUUCGACACAGCCGACAUGCUGUCCGCCGAAGAACUGCGAGUUCUGGCUAGGCGAGGGGAUGUGUUGGUGCCGACAUGGUGGACUUGAGUUGGAAUACAUAUCAUAUCGAGCCUUUAGCAGCAGCAUUAUCGCUCUUGUGCAACAACAAUUUUACGUUCUUGGCCUCGAAAUGCACCUUUCCAAGACGUUGCCAGAGACCCCGCGGCCGCCUUGACGGUGUAACGGGGGUUGACGGCUCUGAGAAACUGAGCUACAAUUUGUGAUUGAUUUACCAUUUCGAGAUAUCAUUGUUUAUCAGAUUGAGGCUUCGGUCGCCUCGACUUGACGUAGUAAGUGACGACUGGUGC